UAAUCUCACGUCUUCGAUUGUGGGGAUCUUGUUUUCUUGUGGUGAAGAGCUUUUAUAACGGCAAAUUAAGCGUACGUCAUGGGUGACCAAGAAAGAGGACGCCGUCGUCCAUUGGACGUUCAUCAAAGAUCAGGACAGGAGCCGCAAUCGAAGAUUUUUCGAAAUCAAUCUGACAGGCAUACCCCUGGCGACAGAGAUAGAUCGGAUGUUUCGAGUUCACGCAGAGCGUCCACAUCCCAUGGAGCUUCUACAUACCAUGGAGCAUCCACAUCUCGUGGCACUGGUGAUUCAACAUCUCGUGACGCUUCCACAUCGCGUGGAUCUGAUAUUCCAGCAGUUAGUGUUUCACAUAAUGCGCCAGUUCGCGGCGAAGGCAGUGGCCCACAAAACGCACGCAGGCGAAUUGAUCAUUAUGAGAUUGUUAACAGCAGACCGGCGGAUGUGCUCACAAAACGUGGAGAGGAGGGCAAACCCAUCAAAUUGAUAUCGAACUUUUAUAGUCUGAAAACUAGACCGCAAUGGCGCAUUAUACACUAUCAUGUGAAUUUUGAGCCUGAGAUUGCGGUGGUGCGGGUGCGCUGUGGCGUGUUGUCUCAGCACGCUCCUGCCUUGGGCACUGGUUAUCUUUUCGAUGGCAUGCAGCUGUUUACGACCAAGAAAUUCGAGCAGGAUGUUACUGUGCUGAAAGCAACCUCAAAGCAAGGCGUCGAUUAUACUAUUACCAUCAAAAGCGUGGGAAUUAUAUCGUCGGUCGAGCCCCGUUUUCUGCAGGUCUUGAAUUUGAUAUUGCGUCGCUCCAUGAAAGGUCUAAAACUGGAGCAGGUCGGACGUAAUCUUUUCGAUCCGCACGCACGGGUACCUCUGCGUGAGUUCUCUUUGGAACUGUGGCCCGGUUACGAGACCUCAAUCCGUCAGCAUGAAACGGAUAUAUUACUAUGCGCUGAGAUCACUCACAAGGUAAUGCGCACCGAAACAGUCUAUGAUAUUAUGCGUCGCACCUCUGCCAACCCCUCAACCCAUCAGGAAGAAUUCCGCGUCAAUGUCCUGGGCUUAAUUGUACUCACUGAUUACAAUAACAAAACUUAUCGCAUCAAUGAUGUUGACUUUGCACAAACGCCGCGAACCACAUUCAGUUGCAAGGGCAAAGACGUUAGUUUUGUUGAGUACUAUCAAACGAAAUACAAUAUACGCAUCAGGGACCAAAACCAGCCUCUGCUUCUUUCAAAAAAUCGAGAUAAAGCCCAAAACAGCAAUGCCAAUGAAAUUGUUAUCCUUAUACCCGAGCUGUGUCGCGUAACUGGACUCACCGAUAGCAUGCGAUCAAAUUUCCAACUUAUGCGCGCGAUGUCCAAUCAUACACGCAUGAAUCCAAGCAGACGCAUUGAGCGUUUGCAAACUUUUAACCAGCGAUUGCAAACGACAGCAGAAAGCAGCAAGGUCUUGACCGACUGGAACAUGGAGCUGAGUCAGAAUCUGGUACAGGUUCAGGGACGUGUGAUUGAGCCACAGAACAUUGUCUUCAAAUCAAAUAAGGUCUGUGCUGGGGAACAAGCAGAUUGGACGCGAUACUUUCGGGAUCAACAGAUGUUUACAACACCCAAGAAUGGCUUGGAUCGAUGGGCUGUGAUUGCGCCGCAGCGCAACUUGCGUGAUUUAAGACAACUAUUGGAGAAUCUGAAUCGCGUUGCAAGAGGCAUGGGUUUUCAGAUAAGUAGCCCUCGAGAAGUAAUGAUUUAUGAUGAUCGCACAGGCAGCUACAUACAAGCCUUGGACGAUUGCACUCGCAGUGAUCCAAAACUGGUUCUCUGCAUCGUGCCAAGCAACAAUGUUGAAAGAUACUCAUCGAUUAAAAAACGUGGUUGUGUGGAUAGAUCUGUGCCCACCCAGGUGGUAACCACCAGGGCUAAUCAGAAAGGCAUGAGCGUUGCCACUAAAAUUGCCAUACAAAUCAAUUGUAAGCUGGGCUACACACCAUGGAUGAUCGCUGUGCCGAUGGCUGGCCUGAUGACGAUGGGCUUUGAUAUUGCCAAAUGUACGCGUGAUCGCAACAAAGCCUAUGGAGCAUUGGUGGCUUCAAUGGACCUACAACGGAAUGCCACUUUUUUUAGUACGGUCGCUGAGUGCAGCGCGUAUGAUGUAUUGGCCAACAAUUUGUGGCCAAUGGUUUUGAAGGCCCUCAGGAAGUAUAGAGAGGAACAGAAUGCACUGCCAGCUCGUAUUAUAUUUUAUCGCGAUGGCGUUAGUUCAGGCUCCUUGAAACAGUUGUUCGAAUACGAGGUGAAGGAUAUUGUCGAGAAACUAGAUGCUGAAUAUCAAAAGGCUGAGGCAAAUCCACCAAAGUUCGCCUACAUAGUAGUCACCAAAUCUUCAAAUACACGUUUCUUUGGCGAUCGUAGGGAAAAUCCGCCACCGGGCACGGUUGUUGAUGAUGUGGUCACGUUGCCCGAACGUUAUGAUUUUUAUCUCGUUUCGCAGACAGUGCGGCAGGGAACAGUUUCGCCAACCAGUUAUAAUGUUCUCUAUAGUAAGAUACAUUUAAGUCCCGAUCGUAUUCAAAAGCUUACAUACAAAAUGUGCCAUUUGUAUUACAAUUGGUCGGGAACUACUCGUGUUCCAGCUGUUUGUCAAUAUGCUAAGAAGUUGGCAACACUUGUUGGCACUAAUUUGCACGCCAUACCACAGAAUGCUCUUGAGAAAAAAUUUUAUUAUCUUUAAGAACACUUUUGUCAUUAUUUUUAAAGUUUCUGAAGAAUAAAUUCUACUACCUCUAAGUUCAACUAGGUUAACCUAACCUAACCUAAGUUCAACUAUGUUUAUUUUUUGAAGAUGCCAUUAUUUUAAAGUCUUGAGAAAGAAAUAUCCUUAUGAUCAAAUACGUAUAUUUAAGAACGUUUGAAGCAGCUAUCCAUCUUUUUUAAGUUAUCUGUCAAACAAAAAAAAAAAAAUUUUUAAUUUGAAGCAAAUUUAAAACUACACCUCUGAAAAUAAUUUCGAAAUGUAAUAAAAUUAGCCGAAGGUUGCUAUUUGAUUUUUGAAUAUUAUGA
This is a messenger RNA of Drosophila grimshawi, 3044 nucleotides long. It is a transcript of the gene piwi, whose product is annotated as protein piwi. The record is from RefSeq and is a predicted model, not a curated record. Lineage: Eukaryota; Metazoa; Arthropoda; Insecta; Diptera; Drosophilidae. The transcript is spliced from 8 exons. The coding region runs from base 79 to 2715 and encodes 878 amino acids. Gene Ontology annotation, molecular function: protein binding; piRNA binding. Gene Ontology annotation, biological process: regulatory ncRNA-mediated gene silencing. Gene Ontology annotation, cellular component: P granule.